Messenger RNA from [Torrubiella] hemipterigena, 1666 nucleotides. The record is from the annotation of a GenBank genome assembly. NCBI's taxonomy places the organism in Eukaryota, Fungi, Ascomycota, Sordariomycetes, Hypocreales, Clavicipitaceae.
UGCAUCUGAUUUCUGCACAGCAAUAAUCUGCACCUACACAAACAAGAAAAAAAUGGCUAAAAGCAGAGAAAUCUCCAAGCGUUCGCGCGCCGCCCGCCGCGCAACCUCACCAUCCAUCGACACCGACAAAUCGCUAAAGAACGUUGCCCGCGAAACCACCGCCUCGGAACGUCCCGCCGUCCUAUCGGUGCAAUACGCAGCCGGUGUAUCCAAGAACAGAAUCAGCAAGCGCAAGUCGCAGAUCUCUGCCAAGGCCCGCAAGAGACAGCAGCGCAGCAUGGACAUGGGCGAGGCGGUCAUGGAGCGCACCAGCAAGAAGAUUGAGAAGAGCAAGGGCCGCUCGCGCGUUGUCCAGGACCGCGCGAAGCGGUGGGAGGAUGUUAACCGCAUGGCGGCCAUGACUAGCAUUCUCGAGGUCGAGGGCCAGGACGACAUGGACGAGGACGGUGCCGAGAAGCCUGACGCCGGCAAGGACUGGGAGACGGAUGACGACAAGGACGCUACUGCUGCUGCUACUGCUGCACCUGCUCCCGUCGAUGAUGAUCUGGAUGAGAUUCUCUAAACGGUUCACGAAGAGCUUUAUGUGAUUGACCAAGACGGCAUGGCAAACAGAAAAAGAUUGGAGUUUUGGCGUUGAUUAUACAAUGACUUUGGUACUUGGGUUUUCUAGAUAUAUAUCUAUAUGCGUUUAUGCAAUCGCACGAGUGCGUGCACAGAUAGACACGAAUGAAAGUUGCACAAUAAUCGCUUAAGCAUUGCCUCUGCGCUCAAACUGGAACCUCAUCAUGCCGCCGACCUUGCCUUCUGCUGGCUUCGUCUCUCGUCCACCCGCCUGGUCAGCCUCCUCGCGGAUCUUCUUGAUCAGAGCAUCCAUAUCCUCUCGCAGGACCACUUUGGCAUUCGACCCUCGCUUUCGCGGCGCAAUAACCGUCUCCACCUUGUGUCCCUUUUCCAGUAGCUUGGCCAUGACGCGCAUCUUGGUCAUCAGAUCGUGCUCCUCAAUGCCCCACGUAAAGUCCAGCUCUUUCAUCUUGAGCUUCUUGGCUCCGGUGGCCUUCUUCUUGUCCUUGAUUUGCUUCAUUCGGUCGUACUCGGCCUUCUUGUCUACAAUCUUGCACACAGCGUAGCGGGCCGCCAUGGGAGGGUCGGCUUUGCCGUCGGCAGGGACGUAUGCUUGAAUCAUGCGCAGAGAUUCGCCGGCCUCCAGCUUAGAGAGGACGUAUUUCGUUUGGAUAGGGCCCUCAAUAAUUCCAUUCUCGAGCACCAUGACCUGUGGAUCUGUGAUUUCGUGGUCUUGUGGAAGUCGGUCUUUGCCAGAUCGUUCAAUGUCGCGCUGUGUCAUGAAGCGAGGGUCGUACUUUCGGUUUUUUCUGUUCUCCUCUUCCUCUUCUACUUGUUCUUGAAUUGUCGGAGCAGCUUUUCUUCGGUUUCCUGGACCAGCAUAGAAGCGUACUUGCGUUUGGGGAAGGGCUGUUGAGUGCUGUGCGUCGGGCACGUGCGACGGUCGACGCUGAAGGCGCGCCGCACAGCGCUCAUUGAGGGGCCAUACAGAUCGGAAGAGAGCUCUGUGUGUGCUGCGGAGGCAUUUAGCACCUUGUAGGGUCGACAUCUUGGGCGUGGCGGCGGUUUGGCUAAGCUGCAAAUGUGGUGUCGGAAGCGAAAUACC